AUGGAGCUAGAUAAGAAUAGAAUAUUAGUAUCUGACAAUAUCAACACAAAAGAAGAAAAAGAAACCCCUUCUGUCUGCGAAGACACAAUUGAGUUUGACAACUACAGCAGACAAACAAGGAAAGGGAAGUAUCUGCUCAAAAACAUCAGCAUUCGAAUUCCAAAGAACAGAUUGGUAGCACUAAUGGGCCUGAGCGGGGACGGAAAGUCCACGUUCUUCAACGCCAUAGCUGGCCGCUGCGAAAAAGAGACAGUGACAUACGGAGAAGUGAAUGUGCUCUCUAAAAAUGGAAGUUUGGAGCCGCGGGACAGUGUCUCCUGGUUUAAACAGGUGGGAUACUCAAUGCAGGAGAAUGUGCAGUAUGGCUCUAUGCCCACGUACAGAGUUCUAAAGUCCGUGGCAACCAUGGAGAAUGUUCCGUACAGCAAGAUUGCUUCGCUUAUGAAAAGCUUUCGUGUCGAAAAAACAAAAAACACUCCGUUCAACAGGCUGUCUGGAGGAGAGCAAAGAAGAAUUUUCACAAUUAUUGGGCUGCUCAAAACAAAAGAGAUAAAUCUGUGGGACGAGCCCAUCAGCGGCCUUGAUGCACACAUUGCCCGCAUAGCCAUUCUCUCCAUACAAAAAGAGAAAAGCACAAAUAUCGUGUCCAUACACCAGCCAAGUGAAGCCAUUCUGAGCCUUUUCGAGGACAUUAUUUUUAUGCACGCAUCAACGAUAGUAUACAGCGGGCCGCUGAAAGACCUACAGCUGUGCUUUGAAGAAAAGGGAAUAGUUUUUCCCAGAGGAGAAACAUGCGCUGACUAUCUGAUAAAGGUAAGCGCGAACUAUUCUGAAAAUGAGACAGACCAAAAGAACAUAGAGAUACUCAACAGCAUGGCAGAGAGCAUAUGCAGCUUGCCCUGUGGGAAGAGAGCAGAAGGCAACGUGUUCUUUGUGCCUUCUUUUACAGCGCGCUUUAGAAAUGUGCAGGAGAUCCUUCUUCGGUCUUUCUACUACAACAAGUUCUUCAAGGGCUCUUCGAUGCUAGUGGAGAUACUUUUCUAUGUUAUGCUAGUGACUUUCAUGUUUUUUCUAGUUAAAAGCAACAUAUAUGGAGAAAUUAUUAGAGCAGUUUUUACUCCAAAAGAAAUUCUCAACUUAUUUGCAAACAAUGCAAGUAAAGUGCUAUGCAGAACAUACAUAACUAUAUCUGAAUACGAUGUGACAUAUUUUAGAAAGCAUCCGAAUGAGCCUCUAUCUCUUUUUUAUAACCUUUUCAACCUAGACUAUCUGUUUUUUAGGCGGCCAAUGAUUUCACGUUUUGGUUCUAAUUUAGAGAUGGAUAUUGAAUAUAGCAAAUUGGUGAGCGUCGUAAAAGAGAAAGCCAAAGUAUUUUCAGGGAAUCCAGAGCUGAAUAGCAUGCUUGAAAAGUCAGUCAGUGGGAUGUGUGGUAUAGAAAAUAUCAUUAACGUCAUUUCAGUUAUUGGCUAUACUCUGUGCAGUAUAUUUACAUUCAUUAUGCUACUUGGCAUAUGCACUUCUGCUAACAUAACAAAUCUCUGCUACUACAGAAUAUGCAAAAGAAACAUAGUAGAAGGACGGAUAAGCAUCGCAGAGUGCAUAAUCUCGCAGCUAGUGGAGCUGGUGUUCAGAAAAGGAGUGCUUAUUUUUGCUGCUAGCUGUGCUGUCUCCAUCCUUGCCAAAAGGUCCUUUGAAUCCUUCUUUGAAAUCACAAAUUCAAUCGGUUUUAUUUCCAUUUUUGCUUCUUCUCUGUAUGUUGCAGCCAUCUGCAUGCUGUGGAUUGUUGCCAUUUUGCUGUCUCCGUUUUCUCAAAAAAUACAAUCGCUUAUAUAUGUUGCUCUAGAAGUAAGUUUGAAACUUUUUAAAGGCAUCCUGUAUUUGAACAGUGCCAUAAGCUUUUCUUUGCCAGAGAACGAAGACUUUAUAUUUGAAAAGUAUUUGGGUAAACAAAUAUUAAACUACAGUAGUGAAGUGCUCAAUUCUGAAAUAAUUAUAGCCAUGCUGAACACGCGCUGGAAGAUCCCAAAGUUCCUGGGAGAAAUCAUAGUGAAAGUGGCAGUGUUUUUCCAUAACUAUGUCUUCUUUUCUCUUGAUACUAUUAAAGAACUGGUUCUGAAAAUUUCAAUCUAUACGGGGUGCUUAAAAGACCCUUUUUCAAAGUUCAAGAGCUCUGAAGAGCUUCUAGCGUACAUAAAAGAGGCAAGCGCUAAAGACUGCGCAGAGCAUGCAAAAAACGGUACUGCAACAGUUCUUUCUUUGAUUUCUAAGAUAGACGAGAAAUAUAAAAGAACAGACGGAUGGGACUUGAUCAAAAACAUCAUCGUAAAAAAUCAGUUUGAGCUGUACAAAAGAAUAGUAGGUCCAAAUGAAAUAUAUGCAUCCACUCCCAUUUCAAACAUUGGCCUGCUGAGCAUCCUUAAAACAUUCUUGAAGCCUCUUCUGCUUCCUCUGCUGUUAAGUGCUCUCUCAAUAGUGUACAGCUAUUUCUACAUGCAGCCAAAAAUCAGGAACUAUUAG
This is a messenger RNA of Nematocida minor, 2517 nucleotides long. RefSeq lists its product as uncharacterized. Gene Ontology annotation, molecular function: ATP hydrolysis activity; ATP binding. The record is from RefSeq and is a predicted model, not a curated record. The transcript has a single exon. Lineage: Eukaryota; Fungi; Microsporidia. The coding region runs from base 1 to 2517 and encodes 838 amino acids.